Exserohilum turcica Et28A is the source of this 1893-nucleotide messenger RNA. RefSeq lists its product as uncharacterized. The record is from RefSeq and is a predicted model, not a curated record. Gene Ontology annotation, biological process: transmembrane transport. Bases 1 to 1893 code for a protein of 630 amino acids. The transcript is spliced from 5 exons. Gene Ontology annotation, molecular function: transmembrane transporter activity. Gene Ontology annotation, cellular component: membrane. NCBI's taxonomy places the organism in Eukaryota, Fungi, Ascomycota, Dothideomycetes, Pleosporales, Pleosporaceae.
AUGGGCCUCCGAAACUGGAUUACGCGACCUAUAAAAGGCCAUCACAUUGGCGUCGAGGACCUAACUGCCGGAGGAAGCGGAAUUCCUGAAAUAAGAAGGCGGCGAUGGACACUGGCCACAAUCGAUGCCGCGCCCUUUCAGAUAUGGGUGGUUGUAGUCGCCGGUAUAGGGUUUCUGACCGACGCCUUUGGUCUGUUCGCGCUGAAUGUCGUCACACCGAUGCUGGGAUACGUAUACUGGCCACAUAACCCCCAGAGUGAUACUCCAUCGGUAAAUUCAGAAGUAAAGACUGCGAUGAUGUGCUCAACGCUCGCUGGUACAAUGAUCGGACAGAUAGGAUUCGGCUUUGCCGCAGAUAGGCUGGGCAGACGAAAAAUGUAUGGACUUGAACUGGUCAUCAUCAUAGUCGGUACGAUGCUGCUGCUGAUGAGCUCCAAUGGCGAAAAGAACAGUAUGGCUAUUGGGGGGUGGUUAAUUACUUGGCGAGCAAUCAUGGGCAUUGGCAUUGGUGCUGAUUGUCCCCUCAGCGCUGUGAUCACGGCCGAGUUUGCGCCUCGAAAACACCGCGCGAGGAUGUUGAGCUGGGUCUUCUUCGCUCAGCCUGUAGGGCAGCUACUUGCCAAUGUCUUAUCGCUAGCGGCCGUGGAAGCAUACAAGCCAUGGAUCGAGAAAGUUGGACCGGCAUGUAAAGACAAUGACUUCGAAUGUUUCCGAGCCAUCGACCGGCUCUGGAGACUGGUCAUAGGUAUCGGGGUCGUGCCAGCUACCAUUGCUCUUGUCUUCCGAUUUACCAUCCCGGAAAGUCCACGGUAUAUGCUGGACAUAUUGCAGAAUACAAAGGGCACCCUCGAAGAUACCGCAAACUAUUUUGGCGCGCCCGAGGUAAAUCCAGAGAACGGUGAAGCCGAGAUGUCCGAUAUACUACAGCAUGCAGCCCCAACACGCCCGAUAUCAUGGCAUUCAUCCAACUGCUCCGAAAUCGCACCGGAUGAGAUUGUCCACAGCGAUGACGAAUCUAUCCAUCGCAUAAGCAAUGAACAAAGCCGUCCGAAUGCCUUGCAGGCCACCCAACCAUCGCCUGGUGAUCCUGACUUUGUUCCUCCACUCGCUUCGUGGGCAGAUGCGAAGAAAUUCUUCAUAACUGAGAAGAACUGGCAAUAUCUUCUGGGAACUUCUCUAGCCUGGCUGUUCCUUGAUUUUGCGUUUUACGGAUUAGGACUUUCAUCGCCGAAAAUCGUUAAUCACAUCUGGGAAGCAGAUCCUGAUAAGAAGCAAUCAGUAUAUGAAAGCUUGAGUGGCAACAGCAAGCACACCCUGGUCAUGGUCUCGAUUGGAACAGUCGUGGGCGGGCUCUUGAUGAUCAAACUCGUCAAGUAUGUCUCGCCAAAGGUCAUCCAGUUUUGGGGCUUCGUGGUUCUUUUCGUCCUCUUCAUAGCAACAGGAAGUGCGUGGACGACACUAUUGGAUAACAGUCGAUCUGGCCUCAUUAUCCUGUAUGUGCUCAGUCACAUUGCGUUCAACCUCGGACCGAACGUAACAACCUUCAUCAUUCCUGCUGAGAUUUUUCCGACAAGGUACCGCUGCACAUGCCACGGUAUAGCUGCAGCUAGCGGGAAGCUGGGCUCAUGGGUCGUCCAGAUCUUCAUCGCCUACGCCUUUCAGUCUGAUAAGAAGGGCCAGGGCAAUCUCAAGUGGGAGGAACGCAGGGAUUUUGGCCACGUCCUGCAGGUUAUGAGUGCGUUCAUGCUUGCUGGUGCCGUAACGACUUAUUUUCUGGUUCCCGAGACCAGGGACCACGACAAUAAGAGCCGGACCCUGGAGGUGUUGGCAUGUGGCAAGAAGAUGAUUGAUGAGCUUAAUCGUCAACGGAAGAAGGAGGACGAAGAUGAAUGA